Molecule: messenger RNA, 807 nt
Organism: Saccostrea cuccullata (small rock oyster)
Lineage: Eukaryota; Metazoa; Mollusca; Bivalvia; Ostreida; Ostreidae
Exons: 1
Coding region: 1-807 (268 amino acids)
Biological process (GO): DNA integration
Molecular function (GO): nucleic acid binding
Source: RefSeq, a predicted model, not a curated record
AUGUGGCCAAUGGGCCUCUUGUUAUUGUGUGCCAUUGACGUAUUAUCUAAAUAUGCUUGGGUGGUGCCUUUAAAACAGAAAACAGGAAAAGAAAUGAUUCGAGGAUUACAAGAGAUUUUUCAACAAGACGGUCGACGGCCCGUCCGCAUUCAAUCGGAUCAAGGCAAAGAAUUUACCAAUCAAGAAUUUUUACAAGGUUUUAAAUCCAUUCAUUUCUUUACCACUCGCAAUACGGACACCAAAGCUAGUAUCGUAGAACGAUUUCAGAGAACCCUCAAAGCACGCAUGUGGGGCUAUCUCACUCGUCAUAAAACCAGGCGGUAUGUAGAGGUCGUACCGGAUUUAGUGUAUGCUUACAAUCAUACUUAUCAUCGCAGUAUCCAAAGAACACCAGUUCAAGUGAAGCCCUCCAAUGUGUUAAAAGUCUGGAAAACUUUAUAUGGGGAAUCUCAGAAAUCACUUAAAAAAAACCCAAAUUUAAAACAGGAGAUCGGGUGCGCAUCAGUAAAUCCAAACGCACUUUUGAAAAAGGAUAUUUACCCAACUGGACUACAGAACUCUUUACCAUUUCUAAAAGAGACCCCCGGUCGUUACCCUUACGUGUAUCGAGUACAAGAUUACCACGGGGAGGAACUAGAAGGCACUUUUUACGAGAAGGAAUUACAACAGAUCAUUAAAAAAGACGACGUGUAUGAAGUGGAGGAAAUCUUGGGGUAUAAAAAGCGACGUGUAGGGAAGAAAAUCAUUCAAGAAGUUAAAGUCAGGUGGAAAGGAUAUCCCCCUAGUUUCGAUUCAUGGAUUCCCUAA